Rotaria sordida is the source of this 987-nucleotide messenger RNA. Lineage: Eukaryota; Metazoa; Rotifera; Eurotatoria; Philodinida; Philodinidae. The record is from the annotation of a GenBank genome assembly.
AUGCAUACAUUUAUUCGUCGUAAUACAACGAUUCCAACAAGAACUCAACUAUUUCCAGUAUUCACAAAUGCUUAUGCUUAUCAAACUGCAGCUACCAUUCGUAUAUUUGAAGGCGAACAUAGUCUCGUUGAAUACAAUAUACUUUUGGGCGAGUUCAGUCUUAGUGGUCUAUCAAGUAAUUUUGGUGCUCAGACGCUUGAAAUUGCUAUUCGUAUGGAUAUCGAUGCCAACGGUAUACUUCGUGUUGAUGCUGAAGAAACACGUUCAGGUUCCAAAGCUUCAUUUACUAUCGGACCUAAUCGUCAGAAAAAUUUGACAAAAGAUGAAAUUGAGCGACAUGUUACAUAUGUAGAAAGUGAUGCAAAUUUCGCAGCCAUAUCUGUUCAUGAUCGCAAACCCGGUGAUCCUCUAUACAUGCUUGAUGGUCCAACUGAAACUGUACUACAAAAAUUUUCCGGUGAAUUUGUGUCGACAUUGGGUCAAAUGACUGAUGUUCCACUUCUGAGCAAAAUGAAAGAUGUUCAAUCUACAAAAACAAUGAUUGAAGAUCUUAUCAAACUUCAAGCUGAGGAUGGUUCAUUUACAUUGAAUAAAGAUUUAGCUGAUGUACUUCAUAUCAAUCUUGAUACAUUCAAUGGUCUUGAAAAUUAUUUACGCGAACAAGGUUUUAAUUCAUUGGCUUUGAACAUACGCAAUGAACUUCUUCGUAUGAUUGGUACGGGUGUCAUUCUUAUGUGGUCCGUCCUUCAAAUACAAAUAUCACAACAGAUUACAUUUCAAGUUUCAUUUAACAUUGAACAAAUCAAAGUUCAUCUUUGUCAAUAUUUUCCGGCUAACAUGAACGAACAAAUCAACAAGGCAAUUGAAUUCUAUCAACGAACAAGUCAACGUAAUGGCAUUUAUUGCAAACAACUAGAAUUGAUCGAUCCAUCAUGGGAUAUGUUCAUUCAACGUAUACUCAUCGGUAUUGAUCGUGCAAAUGACUAA